UUUCUAUCGUAGCCAAAGACAACACAGCGAAUCAUCCGCACCCUAUCCAUGAUCACCUUAUCUGCAUCUCGAUUCCUUGACAGGAUUGGACGCCCAGCAAUCACUGCGCCCGACAACAUCGUAAGCCCAGAUACCAAACCUGUCUUCAAAACCCAACGCUGUUUCAAAAGACCAAACAAAUACUGACAAAACCGCGAGUAUUUGAGCAUUUCUAUACGUCUCUUCCCCAUCUGUAUCUCAGGAGGAUAAUCUGAGACUACCAGCAAUGUACAUAUAGUUGACGCAUACCCAUCCCCUUCGUAAACGAGGUUGGAGGGAAAAAAUCCUGCUCUCGUAUUUUCAUAUGGAGGACGUAGGAUUUUGAACAGAAUAGCCAUUUCGAUAGGAGGACGUGGGUUUCAGGGUCACCGGUUUCCGCCUCUGCCGUCCUUAUCUUCCAUUUUGUGUCGCUGCUCUGGUCAGGCCCUGGCCGUGUUGCAAGACUACCUGCGUGAUUCCAUUCAUUUGAAGUCUUGUGACUAGAGAGCGUGGACACGGUGAUUCGGUGUCGAAGGAUGGAAGGAAGGUAGGCAGACAUAUGUUGCGAUGCGCCACCUCAUGCAUGUUCGCGGCCAAGUCUAAAUGUCUGACUGCGAGAACGAAUUCACUUCGUCUGUCAACUAUGCAUAGAGACUCAGGAUUUCCACUGUUGCUAAGCCACGAAUGUCGAUUGUUCAGCCUACACAUGGGGUGCGGCGUAGUCUAUUCUGUGGAGUGCAUAAGAUGGGAAGAUGUAUACCACUGUCAAAUAUGUGUAAAACUCAUAAACACAUUUCCACGCCAUUCAUCUAACUGUAAUUCCUCAAACGCAUCGAACUCUGCAGCAUACAUUCGAUCUAUUCAAUAUUCACUACUGUUAUAAUAACGACAUCAUUUUCUGGGCAACUAACGUUCACAGUCUCAUUAUGAGCGAUCUAAGCAAGAGCUACAUCAUUUCCAGCGGCCACGACGAAUCCGCAAGGUAAAGACCCCCAAACCCCCCAAAAAGAACCCAACGAUAAUGAGAGAUGCAGACUGUACUUCCAGCACUGGAUGUGGAGAGCACAGUUAAGAUACGACCUCCACCCCUCAAUCCAAAUCCCUUCUUCGAGCGAACAAAUCCGCAUCGCAGAUCUAGGCUGCGGAAACGGAGUCUGGUUGACAUCCCUCGCCACCGAUCCCGCAUGGCAGACCAAAACCGUUUCUUUCCACGGCUUCGAUAUACAGCGCACGCACUAUCCAGCCGCCACCAACCUCCCAGCCAACGUAACGUUAGGCUACAUGGACGUGUUUGCGGAAGACAUACCGCAAGAGCACAUCGGCGUGUACGAUGUCGUGCACGUGCGAGCAUUCGCGUCAGUUGUCAAACACGGUGAUCCCGUGCCGGUUCUUACCACCAGUUUCAAGAUGCUCAAACCGGGUGGGUACUUGCAGUGGGAUGAUCUAGACGCUGGCACGUUCCACGCAAUCCUGCCCGGGUCCUCGAAACCUAGCGACGCAUUAAAAGAGUUCUUUGCUGUUUCGGCGCAGGCGCAGAAAGUAGGGAUGGGGUUGGAGUAUGGGUGGUUGUGGAGAUGGGGGGAGUUGUUUGGGGAGAAUGGGUUUGAGAUUGUCGAGGAUGAGAGGAUGGAGGUUAGGAGGGAACUCCGGGAUGUGAUGACGACGAGUUAUGUGUUGGUUCAUGAGCAUAUUGCGAGGCAUGGUGUGGUGGAUGGGAAGUUGGUUGGGACGGAUGCGGAUUGGGCUGAUGUCUGGGGGAAGGCGCGGGAGGAGGUUGCGAAAGGUGCUUCGCUUGUUACUGAUCUUGUGGUUGCUGUUGCUCGGAAGCCACUGUAG
Periconia digitata is the source of this 1854-nucleotide messenger RNA. The record is from the annotation of a GenBank genome assembly. NCBI's taxonomy places the organism in Eukaryota, Fungi, Ascomycota, Dothideomycetes, Pleosporales, Periconiaceae.